AUGGUGUCAAGUCUAAUGCUAUUUCUAAUGCUAAACUCAGUAGCCUUAGCAGAAGAAAAGCCUAAAGCCAAGUCUCUCAAACUCUUGACAGAUCGCACUUGGUUCAGCCAAGUUGUUAAUGUCCCUCGUCGAGUGACCGACGAUGCCUUGGCCUGUGUGGUUGUGAGCGAGCCUUUAUCUCCCGGUCUGGCCGUCGAGGGCUACGAAUUGGUCGAACGUUCUGGUCUUCUGGGUGUAUGUAAACAUCAGCAGACAAGAGAGACGGAGUGGACCGUACAGACAAGAGAAAGAAAGGAGAUCGUGCCUUGGACCACGACGUCAAGUGAACAACACACUAUACAACAAACGCAUUCAACCCAAGUGUGUCCGCUGCCUGGAUCAACUUUAGCGGCUCGACCUUCGGCAAUAUCUCCUCUACCUUUACCAAAAUCAGUAGAGACUGAUGCAGCGUUUAAGAUACAUAAUAAGAGUCCCGAAGGCCCUGUGCUCGAGUAUUACUACGAGACGGAAGAGGAGAGUCGAAUUUACGUCAAUGCUCAAUAUCGAUUAAAAAAACGCUUUGACGCUGGGUCUCAUGGAGAAGUGUGGAAAGCAACACGAAAACAAGCGGAAAAAGAAGAGCACUUUGUACUUAAGAGGCUCUUUCUCGAGCUAGGAGAGAGCAUGGCGCAGAUGGGACUACGGGAAGCACACUUUGGAGCAGUAUUACAAGGCGAACCUCACGUAACGCGAUUUGUCGAACAUUUUUUUCGACCGAACCAUGUGAUCAAGGGAAAAGAUAAUGUGUCGCAGCCUCAGUCAACACCUGAACUGUGGCUCGUAUUUUACGAUGAAGGAAAAUCCCUACGGCAAUAUCUGUACAAAAAAGUUGACGUGUUCUAUCAUGCCGAUGGAACUGGCCAUGGCGGUGCUGGCGUUGUGUUGCAGCCAUCACAGUUUUGGGAAAAGCUACGAACUGAUGCGCGGGGCGAAAGUGUCUUACGAGAAAUCAUGCGGCAAUUGCUACAAGGAGUGUCAAGUCUACAUGCACGAGGUAUAACUCACCGUGAUAUCAAGCCAUCAAACAUUUUGGUCUCGAUUCCACCUUCUUCAAAAACCUCUGCAGUCGUUCCAACGCCACUUGUGAAAUUAGCAGAUUUCGGUUCUGCUGUGGAUGAAUUUACGCUUAAGAAAUUGUAUGCAGCUCGUGCCGGAUCAUCGGCAAACACCGGACCGUCCCAAGCUGAAGAAACGCGCGAGUAUCAGCCUCCUGAAGUAUUAUUUAGUGAAAAUGGCCAGCCUUACGAUUAUAUAGUCCCCGAAGCGUACGAUUUAUGGUCGGUUGGUGUCGUCUUUUUAGAAAUGGUGCUAGGAUCGCCACAAGUUUUUUUGAUCUCACCUCGUGAAAGAGCCAAAGUGGAUGCAGUGCUUGAUACUCAGCAGCGACUUCAACGUGAAAAACAAAGCGAUGACAAGUCAGGAUUGCGAACUAAAGCUUAUUUACUACACGUUCUUACGAAAGAAUUUUGCAUCUUUCAGCCAGGAUCGCGACAACUACGGUCCUUGUAUGACAAGUAUGCACUUGUGACCGAGAGCUGCCAUUUUGGACGAUUUAAUCAAACUGUAGUGCAACGGGAUCCUUUAAAAAGGGGACUUGAGGAUAUUUGGGGUCUUGACUUGAUAUGGCGUUUACUUCAAUGGCAUCCGUCCGAGCGCAUUUCAGCUAAACAUGCUUUGCAACACGCAUUCUUUCGAGGACCAUACGUGUGCAAAGAAUCAGGUCGUAAAUUUGCAACGAAAGACGAUUUGUUACUACAUGAACAAUAUCUUGAAGCACAAAAAGCACGAGAAAAUAUCUUUGCAUCUGUGGUUCGAGCCAGGUACGAAACUCCAGACCAAUUUGUUUGUCCACACUGUGGUCGAGUGUUUUCUACCGCCCAAAGCUGUGAACAGCACGCUCACGCACGUCGACACAACAUGCAUUCAAAUUUUUGCAAUUUGAAGGCCCCACACCUUUCCGCUGCAAUUCGCAAUGAAUCAAAACCUUUACACAUUCAUAGCUCCGAUUCGCGAGUGGGUACUGCCAUGUUUCAAGGCCGUAGAAAAUACAUGGAAGACUUCGUUUUGGUACUUACUGAAGAGCAAUUAUUACAGAAUCAAGAAGAUUCUAAAGCACUUGGAUUUGACCUUUAUGCAGUUGUGGAUGGACAUUUGGGAUUAGCAGCAGCUACUUACGUCGUGAAGAACCUCCCUCUUAUACUGUGUCGGCAUUUCGCAGGUCUCUCAACACUGAAGAAUGAAAUAUCUUCAGGUCAUUCAAAGUUACCUGACACGACAGGUAAUGUCUCCGCGGAGCAUGAAUUGUCCGAAAAGUUUGCACUACGUCAAACUUUUCUAGAGUUGCAUGAAGGUUUUCUCUGGUCUCUCGAUGACAUGAAAAGUAAUAGCAAUAACUCAACCAACGACACAGCAGUUGGUGAGUAUUUCUCUGGGUGCACCCUGACCGUCGUGCUUUAUUUUCAUAAGGAAAAACGGAUUGUGAGCGCCAAUGUUGGCGACUCGCGUGCAGUAGCAUGGUUACCCGCUAGACCACACGAUCGGCAUAAUUUUGCUGCUAACGACAUUGUGCCUUUGAGUAUGGAUCACUGUCCAAACAACCAAGACGAGCGCUCUCGUAUCGAAUCCAGUGGCGGCUUUAGAGAGGCCUGA
This is a messenger RNA of Plasmopara halstedii, 2688 nucleotides long. RefSeq names its product serine threonine protein kinase. Gene Ontology annotation, molecular function: ATP binding; protein serine/threonine kinase activity. Gene Ontology annotation, biological process: mitotic DNA damage checkpoint signaling; protein phosphorylation. The transcript has 2 exons. The record is from RefSeq and is a predicted model, not a curated record. Gene Ontology annotation, cellular component: nucleus; cytoplasm. Bases 1 to 2688 code for a protein of 895 amino acids. Lineage: Eukaryota; Oomycota; Peronosporomycetes; Peronosporales; Peronosporaceae.